AGUUUUCACACACAUACACAGAUAUAUAUGAAUGAUACUGAAUGUUAACUUUUGGUUUCUACCUUUUGUAAUGUGCACUUGGAAUUUAAAUUCCCCACAUUACUCCAUCUGUGUCCAGCACAUGGGUAAUAUAUUACCUUGGUUUUUUGCCACUUUAUUUGGUGGUCCUCCAGUAUGCUGCUGACCUUUCUGCGUACCUUUUUACCUUGGUUUUUUUAAUGGACUUUAAUUUUUUGGGAUGGAGUAUUUUUAAAAGUCGGGUCUGGAAAAAGUAAGUGUCGUUUUGGUUUUAAUAUGGUAAUGACAUAACAUUUCCUAGUUUGAGAGUUUCCAGGCAGGAAAUGACUGUUUUGGUCUCUACCACCUGUAAUGGAUAACUGUCAUGUGCUAUAGGGACCAUGUUCCAUGCUUCGUCUUGUAAUUAAGUGAUUUCGUCCUAUUUUUGCACCCAUGCCAUACUUUGUGUAUGAAGCUGGGAUAAUUUGAAUAAUUAAGAGUCUGUGAUGAUUGGUCCUAUAUGUUUUCUCAUAUUCUGUUUACUGAAAUAUUGGAAAUUAAUACGUAUCUUGGUGUGGCUACGUAGCUUGGUUGGAGCAGCCAUGGCGUUUUCAUAACCCUUUUUCUUAAAAUGAUUAUACAAAUAGAGCACAUCUGAGCAUCUUUAUAUUAACUUUGAAAUAGUUAUUUUCCUGGCAAUACAUAAUGCUCUAAUUCUGCCUUAUAAAGACAGUUAUAGUUGGUCCACUUAAGUGAUUUCAUCCUCUUUACAAUGCAAUGGUAUGCUUUGUGUAUAAUAAUGGAAUUAUUUUAAUAAUUAAGAGGCUGUGAUGAUUGGUUUUAUAUGUAUUCUCAUAUUUUGUUUAUUGAAAUUAAGGAGAUGAUUGUACAUUUCUGUGUUGUGACGAAGCUGGAAUAAUUUUGCAGCCAUGCUUCCGGCGGCGGCUGAGAGCUAGAUUUCCAGUUUGAGUCUGCGAUUGUCGAUGACAGAGUCAAUUGACACUGUCGGCACCCACCACUCUAUCCAAUCCGAUUCUGCCGUCAAAAUACCGGUGGUCGCUCUUAUCAGUCCCACAAGUUUCAGAUUGUAUCAAGUGCUGAAAGUUUUCAGUUUGUAUGAAGUGCCAAAGGAGGUUUUCAAGUUGUAUCAAUUGCAGAAGUUCCAAAAGUCAAAAGUGGACGAAUAUAGCGGUACGGAGUUUGUAUUAUCCAAUGUUCAGGCUCCGUAAUUUAUGUUUAAUAUUUGCAAGUCAAACUCCCAAUUAUAAAUAUAUUGUCUAAUUCCUCUUCUCUGCGGUUAUCUUCUAGUUUGCCUUCAUUUUUCUCUUCUCUAGCAUUACAUGGGUUCCUAAUAGACCCCAAUGGAUGAUGAGAAAGAGAAAAAGUGAAGAUAGGAAGGAUAUCAAAAGUUUUAGAAGUAUCACUUGUCUCAUAGUUAACAUAAUUUUAUUGGAGAUGCGGGUUUUAACUGAAAAAAUAGGAACAAAAAUGCAAAGGUAUAUAAAUGUCUGCAAUCUUUGACUCAAUGAAAGAACAUGUAUGUC
Messenger RNA from Cuscuta campestris, 1541 nucleotides. Lineage: Eukaryota; Viridiplantae; Streptophyta; Magnoliopsida; Solanales; Convolvulaceae. The record is from the annotation of a GenBank genome assembly.